Molecule: messenger RNA, 2221 nt
Organism: Myotis myotis
Lineage: Eukaryota; Metazoa; Chordata; Mammalia; Chiroptera; Vespertilionidae
Gene: LAYN
Product: layilin
Exons: 7
Coding region: 544-1656 (370 amino acids)
Molecular function (GO): hyaluronic acid binding
Source: RefSeq, a predicted model, not a curated record
CUGAAUUGGGCUGCUUGGCUCUGUCAUCAGCCAAGGGGAACAGACGGCCGUCCCCCCUUCCCCUUCCUGCAAAAGAGAAGAGCCGGACACUUCCUGAGGCCAGGGAGCCAGACGCGCCCUGGGCCUCCUGCCAGCUCUGGCCCUGGGGCCACUCACCUGCUGACUUGGGAGGUGUGGCCUGGCUGGACCACAUGGGGAACUUCUUCAGGGUGUUACCUUUUCCCUUGAUCAUCCAACAGUGUUCAGCGGGCACUACCAGUAAAUCAACUCCAACUUCUGUUUUGCUGAUGACCAGCUGGGGAGCGGAGGGUGGAGUGGGGGGCCUAGGGCUCAUGCAUUUGUCUUUUGCUCAUUUGGAGCCACCUCUAAGGACUCCUUGAAGCAGAGCUGGGCCCAGUCUUCUCCCAGGCAGCAGCCCAGCCACAGUCUCUCCGGCCAGUGAUCCCAGUUUCUCUGGAAUACCUUUUCGGUGAAAUACCACUUUUGAGGCCUCCUAUUUCUCUGGAGGACCAGUCCUAUUAGGGUUUAUUUAGCAAUAGCAGAAUGACACCUAAAGAAAGAAGGUACAAAACUCUUCAUAACUGGCUGCUUAUUGAGACUUUCUCUACCAAAGCAAUGAAAGAAGAAACAGGAAAUAAGAAAUCACAGCCUUCUGGAUUUGUCCGUCAGCCAGUCUGCCGGGGAGGAACACAGAGACCUUGUUAUAAAGUCCUUUACUUCCAUGAUGCUUCUCGAAGACUGAACUUUGAGGAAGCCAGAGCAGCCUGCCGGAGGGAUGGGGGCCAGCUAGUCAGCAUUGAGUCUGAAGAUGAACAGAGGCUGAUAGAAAAGUUCAUUGAAAACCUCCUGGCGUCUGAUGGCGAUUUCUGGAUUGGGCUCCGGAGGCGUGAGGAGAAGCAAAGCAACAGCACAGCCUGCCAGGACCUUUACACUUGGAUGGAUGGCAGCAUAUCAACAUUCAGGAACUGGUAUGUGGAUGAGCCUUCCUGUGGCAGCGAGGUCUGCGUAGUCAUGUACCAUCAGCCAUCUGCACCCACCGGCAUCGGGGGCCCCUAUAUGUUCCAGUGGAAUGACGACCGAUGCAACAUGAAGAACAAUUUCAUUUGCAAAUACUCCGAUGGUGAAAGGACAAAUCCAGCCACACCCAUACCUCCAGAAAACACAGAGAAAGAAGAUGUCAAAGAAACAUUUAAAGAAAACAAAGCCCCUUCUUCAUUAAGGGAGAGGAAGGACAAGAAGAGAGAAUAUCUUUCAACUGGAAAAAAAAUAAGCUGCCUGGAACCUUGUCUACCUCCUAGUGCCCGGCAUCCCCCUCUUCCUCCUCCUGCUGGUCACCACAGUUGUCUGCUGGGUUUGGAUCUGGAGGCGGAGGACACGGGAGCAGCCAGACCCCAGCGGGAAGGAGCCGCGCACCAUCUGGCCCUCGCCCGGCCCCGGACACAGCCCGGACCUGGAGGUUUACAGCGUCAUCCGGAAACAAAGCGAAGCCGAUUUGGCCGAGACCCGGCCGGACCUGAAGAACAUUUCAUUCCGAGGGUGCUCGGGAGAAGCCACUCCCGAGGACAUGUCCUGUGGCUCCGACCACAGGGCUGUGAACCCGUCCGAGAGCGGGUUCGUCACCCUGGCCAGCAUGGAGAGCGGCUUUGUGACCAAUGACAUUUAUGAGUUCUCUCCAGACCACCGCCUGGGGAGGAGCAAGGAGUGUGGGUGGGUGGAAAAUGAAAUCUAUGGUUAUUAGGACCCGGGAACGACACGUGAACGGACAAGAAUGGGAAAGAAAGGAGAAGCAACAGCCUCCUAUUCUCUAGAAGGAAAACACUCAGAAGGCCUGGGCUGAGCAUGUGGCCCCAUCACCGCUAUCGCCUCCUUAUCCCAGCCUUGCACCAGCUCUGGCCGGUGAGGAAGCAGCUUGCCCAGGCCGGCCGCAGAGGAGGAAAUCAAUGGCAGUUGAUUGCUUGUAGCAGACCAGCCAGGGACAGCGCUCUCCUGGGCAGGGCCCCCGGGUGGCUGCGGGACUGGGGACACCCAUCUCCAGGACACCCAUCCCCAGGUCUUUUUCCUUCCUCUGGACAACAGCCCUGGUGAUCACCACGGGAUGGGACGGAAAUGACAGAUGAUUUCAAAGCCUCAUGUGCUGGCCUGGGCUGGCCUGCGCACCAGCCAUUCUUGUAUCUGUGUUUUUCAGACUGAAAUCAAAUAAAAAGCAGGAAGCCGAAUGUUA